CAGCUACGAACAUAUUCCGAGGCGCAUUCGUUUUCUUUCAUUUCAAGUGUAGCCGCACGAGCUCGAGCACGCGACUUGUCAACGCCGAGUGGGAAAAUCUGAUUUCUUCAAAAGAAUUUUUUACUGUGUCUCUUUUGUAAGAAGUAUACAAAACUAAAAGCAAAAUGGCAAAGGAAGGUAAAACUGCUGAUCCCUUUGCAUUCCUCAAGGAUUUCGCUGCCGGUGGUAUCUCCGCUGCCGUCUCAAAGACUACCGUCGCACCCAUUGAGCGUGUGAAAUUGCUCUUGCAGGUUCAACACAUCUCAAAGCAAAUCAGCCCUGAUAAGCAAUACAAGGGUAUGAUUGAUUGUUUUGUCCGCAUUCCAAAAGAGCAAGGUUUUCUGUCAUACUGGCGUGGUAACUUGGCCAACGUUAUCAGAUACUUCCCAACCCAGGCUUUGAACUUCGCCUUCAAGGAUGUAUACAAACAGGUUUUCUUGGGUGGUGUUGACAAGCACACUCAGUUCUGGCGUUAUUUCGCGGGUAACUUGGCCUCUGGUGGUGCCGCUGGUGCCACUUCUUUGUGCUUCGUCUACCCAUUGGACUUUGCCCGUACCCGGUAG
This is a messenger RNA of Rhagoletis zephyria (snowberry fruit fly), 602 nucleotides long. Its product is annotated as ADP,ATP carrier protein-like. Gene Ontology annotation, cellular component: mitochondrial inner membrane. The record is from RefSeq and is a predicted model, not a curated record. Gene Ontology annotation, molecular function: ATP:ADP antiporter activity. Gene Ontology annotation, biological process: mitochondrial ADP transmembrane transport; mitochondrial ATP transmembrane transport; negative regulation of mitochondrial outer membrane permeabilization involved in apoptotic signaling pathway. NCBI's taxonomy places the organism in Eukaryota, Metazoa, Arthropoda, Insecta, Diptera, Tephritidae.